Molecule: messenger RNA, 1382 nt
Organism: Xyrauchen texanus (razorback sucker)
Lineage: Eukaryota; Metazoa; Chordata; Actinopteri; Cypriniformes; Catostomidae
Exons: 3
Coding region: 700-1344 (214 amino acids)
Source: RefSeq, a predicted model, not a curated record
CGCUAACUUUUUUGUUGUUGUUGUGUUUUAAAUUGAAUUUCAAUAAAUAGUCUUAAAUUUGGAACUGGGAAUAUAUUUGUACAAUGUGCACAGUGAAUAUUUGUUGUAAAUAGUUUACAAAUCCAAGUAAUUGUAACUUUAGAAGUUGUUGAAUCUUACAACAGUGUAAAGUUAUCAGCGGGUUUCCUGGAAGAACUACAUUUCCCAUAAUGCAUGUUUUCCCGGGACAUUGACGAAAGGCAUAACGUUAACUUAUCCCUGCUUCCCGAUUUCUGCCGGUUCGGGUGUUGUUUUCGCUGUUCGCUGGUAAUGCACGUGCGUACUGUGAGUAACGUUAUACUUAUUUCAAUAAGUGUCCGCGUUACACAGUCAAUAUUUUAGGUGGUCGAGCUGUGUGUAUUUGUGUGCUAGCGUGAAUCGAACAAUGCUAAACAACAUAAAGUGAGUGUGUUAUCAUGAUGCUAACAAGGUCUGUGUUUGUACUGUAUUUCUUUGUAGGCUCAAGUGUGUGGUUGUAAGAUCAUCUAGAAAUCAUUUUAGGAGUUCAGGUAGGAUGUAUUAUGAAAUAGUGUUAUUAGUGUUUACAGCCUGUUUUAAAUUAAAGAAUGACAAUUAACUUUCUAUUUUGACCUUGGUUCUGACUCAUCCCUAGUAGAAUUGCCCUUGGUUUUGCUACCUGGCAACUGAAAACUUCUUAAAAUGUUCACAAUUCUGUUCCUAAUUCAUCUUUGUAUAUUUCUGUGUAAUUCUGUCCAUGUACAGGUGUUUGCAGAGUUCCACCGAAUCAACAAUGUUAACCUGCGCAAUCAAUUCUACAAGGAGCUGGACAGACACACGCCUAAACUCAUCACCUUGUUCAGAGACAAGGCCACCAAGACUGGCAAGACAGCGGAGGAGCUAGCCAAGCUCAUGAGGAUUUAUGAUCUUCAGGAACAACGUGAUGUAAAUAUGAGGCGGGCCCUCGUCCUUCGUGCACUUCCUGUGUACCUGCGUGAAGAUGCCUCCAAGUUCUUCAGGACCUGUAAUUCAGCAGAUGGUCCAGACCUCACUGACACUCCAGUGGCUCUCCUGACAGUCGUCACGGAUAACACUACUGAUGCGGCCCUCUUCAGCCCUGAGAGCAUCUGUAUUGUCGUGGAGGAUGAAAUGCUUGUGAGUGGUCCCACAAAUCUGGCUGACUCAUUUCUCCUGCUCUUUGGGUACGUCUAUGCACUAGACCUACAGUACCCAAAGAAUCUCGAGCUUACCUUUACAUUUAUACAAAAAGUUGUAAUGUGUCUUGAGGACAACAAACCACUGAAAGGGCGUCUACUGACGCUGAAGAAUGAUUUGUUCAAUGAGUGAAUCACUCAGAAUGGACUAUUUGUUGAGCUGAGUAUUGA